UAUAAAAAUAUUUUCACGGGUAGAAAAUCAUUUUAAAUAUUUCUUUGUUUUAUAUUAUUUAAUUUCACGUAGUUCAGUUUUACGUUGACGCACGGUCACGUUACGCAACGUAAACCGUUACGUACCUUCGGUAAAUUAGCUCGCGCCUAUAAACGUUUGCUCGCAGCGUCGACGAAACUUUCCCUCUUUGACCAGCGACCCUACAGAGGAGUGUUUCAGUUACCUGCUGGUGGAGAAGCUUCUGAUGACCAACCACGGCUCGUAGGUGCUGGCUCCACGCUGUGUGUCAGCUUUCCAGCCUCCGAGCAGAACGUCCCCGACGAGGUCCUGAGGUGUGUCUGAGCAGUUCACCGUUUGGUGAUGAUAGAAACAGACUGAGAGCUCGUCAGGAAACUCAGCAAAAACAGAGAGCGCGGUGUGAUGAGACAGAGGGUGGGACAACUUCACCACUAUCCCAUGAUGCAGCCAGAGCUCUGGUGGAGGUGACUGAAGAACGUCCUCCUCGCCUUCAACAGAUGCUGAUGUUGCUUCUUCUCCAGAUCUGUAGACCCAUCUUUGUAACAAACUAAUAUCUCCUUGCCUCAGCCCUGGUUGCAUAAUUACAUUUUCUACUAUAGAGUUUUCAGGGAGACCAGCUGCACUCUGAUAAUCACAUCGGGUCCCUGAUAGAGUUUUGUUUUUAGUCUCUGCAUGCAGAAAAACACAGCUAACGUGUCCUGAAGGUGAUCAGCUUGGCGCUGUCAGGAUGUAGAUUUUUGUGAAAGAGAUACGAUAUCAGCACACAAUGAUUCACUUCUGUCUGGUUUAAGGUGUCUGGUUUAAGGUGUCUGCACCGGUCCAGCCGGUGCAGUGAGAUCUCCCACCGCCCACAUGCCUUUUUGUUUAGAUUUGCAUUUUGCCAAAUGCUUGAGCCACUAUUGAAACCCUCUAGUUAUUUACAGGCUGAAAGUCACAGUAGGAGAACUAAAAGGAAACAUUUCACUUUGAGUUAACCCAAAAACACCUUGUGACGUUGUUGGUAUGAAUGACAUGAGUGCAGCAAAUUUGUUUUUUAUUCUUUAACAGCUUCCCCAAAGUAGCAAGCAACAUGCACGUCUGUUUAUUGUGUAUUCUACUGAUAGAUGAAAUAGUAAUGAGUAAAGCAGUGUCAUUGUUUUUACAAAAAACAAAUCCUCUUUCUGUCUUUGUUUUUAUUUUAUUCAUGGAAAUGAGAAGAGAGAACAAUCGUUGAGUUUCUAAAAUCAGCUUAAAACGUCGAGAGAUGAUUAGUGAAAGGUACAAUAAUGAAUACACUGUAGACUACCAAGCCCUAAAAUGUAAAUAAUAAUAUUCCCCAACAGACAAAACGGCUCAAAAGAAAUUUCAAACAAACCAAAUCUAUGUAAUAAAAACAACAAAACCUGCAAAGUAAAAGCACAUUUAUAUUUUGAGAUGUAUAAAUAAAUAUUAGAUAGAUAUACAAAUCAGACUACUAAUGUUUCAAAUGUGUCAAACAUGCUGAGAUACAUUAGUUUGAAUUCAAACAUUUAGGUAUUAUUUAACACCAUCAUCAGUGUGUCAUUAAAUAAAUCAUAGAGUAUCACAUAGUAAAAUAACCAUUCAUCAGGUGUGCUAUGAUCUCAGCAUGCUAUUAUUUUCUCCGAGUGGAAAACUGCUGGUAAGUAAACAACAGGCUCGCCCUCUGGGAAAAGGGAGGAGCAUGAUCAAGGUAACACACACCUUUACUCAUCAGUGCUUCUCGUGACCUUUGCAAUUCUACACUUGUGCAGCUGGAGCUCAGCGAAGCUGAUGAGCUUCUUGUCAAGCUAACACUUUAGUUUCUUGUUCUACACGGUCAGGAUUUGGUUAUCAACAGGACAAAGAUGGACAAUGGACAGCCGCCGCCGAGAGAGGAGUCGAACAAAGGCCAGGAGGAGGGGAACAGUCUGGAUUGGCUCCUUAGAAAAGACAACGCAGAGAUCAAACCUGCACCUAUGGAUACCAACGUCCUAAUGUCCAGACAAGAUCCUGACGUUGCUCCCAACACUGAUGGUAAAGCAUUCACAAGGGAGAGAGUCUUUAAUGCAGCAUCCCAGGGAGACACAGCUCAGCUUCACGGCCUGCUCGACUACCUGCGAGUUAAUAAUAAACGUCUUACGAGCCCAGAAUUCACAGAUGAAGUAAACGGGAAAACGGCACUCCUGAAAGCUCUGCUGAAUCUAAAGGACGGUAAAAAUGACACAGUUGAAUUUCUCCUCGACAUCGCAGAAAAAACUGAAGACUUAGAAAAUUUAAUCAACGCAUCUUACAAAGAUCCGUACUACAAGGGUCAGACAGCCUUGCACACCGCCAUCGAGAGAAGAAGCUUUGACCACGUGAAACUGCUGGUACAGAAAGGAGCGGACGUGCAAGCCAAAGCCAAUGGGAAGUUCUUCCAGCGUGAUGCAGGAACGGGUUUUUAUUUUGGAGAGCUUCCUUUAUCGCUGGCUGCCUGCACCAACCAGCCCAACAUCGUGUCCUUCCUCAUGGAGAACCCGUACAGGAGAGCAGACCUGACCGACAGAGACUCACAAGGAAACACUGUCUUGCACAGUUUGGUGGUUAUCGCAGACAAUACAACAGAAAACACAGAUAUGAUUGAAAGGAUCUAUGACGGGAUCCUUAUUCAGCACAGCAAACUUGAGAAAGAAAGAAAAGUCCAGCUGGAAGCGAUUGAAAACAAUCAGGGGCUGACUCCUCUCAAGUUAGCAGCCAAGCAAGGAAAGAUCGGGCUGUUCAAGCACAUUUUGCACCGGGAAUUCUCGGAUGAGGAGAUGAGGCCGCUGUCCAGGAAGUUCACAGAAUGGGUCUACGGACCCGUUCACUCCUCGCUUUACGACAUAAGCUCCAUUGACACCGACGAAGAGAACUCUGUGUUGGAGAUAGUCGUCUGUGGGAGUGAGAUUCCGAAUCGUCCUGAGAUGCUCCAGAUCGAGCCUCUGCACAGUCUUCUCAACGAUAAGUGGGACAGGUUUGCUUCCAAGUUGUUCUUGAUGAAUUUCUUGGUUUACCUGAUGUACCUGAUCAUCUUCACCACUGUGGCCUUCUACAGAAAAGAAGGACAGCCUCCGUUUCCUAUUGAAGAUGUCCCAAUCGACUACCUCCGCUGCGUUGGUGAGAUCAUCAGUGUCCUUGGAGCCCUGUGGUUUUUUUAUAAAGCGAUAAUUAUAUUUAAGAGGAACCCCCCAAAGUUCAGUUUCCUAUACACUGAUGGAUUCAGUGACAUCCUGUUCUUCCUGCAGGCGACGCUCUUUCUGAUCUGCGCAGUUUUGUACGUCUCUGGACGGAGAGAAUACAUUGCCUUCCUCGUGUGCUCGCUGGCUCUGGCCUGGAUCAACGUUCUUUAUUACUCAAGAGGCUCCAAACAACUGGGGAUGUACAAUGUCAUGAUGCAAAGAAUGAUCCUGGUUGACCUGUUACAUUUUCUAUGUGUCUAUAGCGUCUUGCUUUUUGGAUUUUCUGCCGCUAUUGUCGCUCUCAUCGAAGACCACCCUCCAGGUAAUAAACUGGGUAAUGGCACACGUGGAAGGUCCUUUGGUUUGGAGCCAUUUAAAUGCCAGAAGCCGAGCUACAAUGACAUCAAGUUCACAACACUGGAAUUGUUCAAGUUCACCAUCGGGAUGGGAGAUCUGGAGUUCACUGAUCAUGUUCAGUACAAGGAGGUUUUCUACGUCCUGCUCAUCUUGUACAUAGUGCUCACUUACAUCCUGCUGCUCAACAUGCUCAUCGCCGUGAUGGGAAACACGGUGGAAAGAAUCAGCGAAGAAAGUGAAAACAUCUGGAACCUGCAGAGGGCUUUUACUAUUUUGGACAUGGAGAGGACUCUGCCGAAGUGCCUGUCCAGCAAGUUGUUCUCUGGAGUAUCAAAGAUGGUGUGUAUCGGAAGCAAGCAGGACAAGAGCCGUCGAUUUUUAAGGGUGGAGGAAAAGGAUUGGAAACGAUGGCGUUGUGACCUCGGUUUUAUCCAGGACGAAGACCCCGGGGAUCAUGUGAAAACGCCUCAGCCCAGCAAAGUCCGGACUCCUGGGAGUCCGUGGAGACUGAAUCCACUCCUGGCAAGGAUUCGUGGCAUACGACGACAACAAGAAAUAUACAGUAAUCCCUAGAGUCAUCACAGUUUAGGUUUAACUAAAGGUCCAGUGCCGACACUUUUAUCCAAACUGUGACGUACAAAAAAGAGAAACAAUCAAGUGCAGAGUGUGAAAAGGACGUGUUCGUGCAGCAACAAGUACUGUGACAGAGGGAGAGGUGGUCCUCUCUGAAGAGCUGGAGGUCUUCAGGAGGGCGUUGGUAGAUUUAGUGGCGUCUAGCAGUGCAACCAAAUGAAUACCCCUCGCCUCUCAUUUUAAGCAUGUAGGAGAACCUGCAGUGGCUAUGACUGUAGAUUUGGUGUUUGGUUUGUUUGUCUGGAUUACUGUAGAAACAUAAAUCAAUUUUAUUUGUAUAGCCUAAAGUCACAAAGUACAUUUGCCUCAGAGGGCUUAACAAUCUGUACAGGGAGU
Molecule: messenger RNA, 4520 nt
Organism: Larimichthys crocea (large yellow croaker)
Lineage: Eukaryota; Metazoa; Chordata; Actinopteri; Sciaenidae
Product: transient receptor potential cation channel subfamily V member 1-like
Exons: 18
Coding region: 1863-4124 (753 amino acids)
Biological process (GO): calcium ion import across plasma membrane
Cellular component (GO): plasma membrane
Molecular function (GO): protein binding; calcium channel activity
Source: RefSeq, a predicted model, not a curated record